This is a messenger RNA of Rhodamnia argentea, 1731 nucleotides long. Its product is annotated as probable protein S-acyltransferase 14. The record is from RefSeq and is a predicted model, not a curated record. Gene Ontology annotation, molecular function: protein-cysteine S-palmitoyltransferase activity. NCBI's taxonomy places the organism in Eukaryota, Viridiplantae, Streptophyta, Magnoliopsida, Myrtales, Myrtaceae. Gene Ontology annotation, cellular component: Golgi apparatus; endoplasmic reticulum. The transcript is spliced from 7 exons. Bases 500 to 1423 code for a protein of 307 amino acids. Gene Ontology annotation, biological process: peptidyl-L-cysteine S-palmitoylation; protein targeting to membrane.
GAGCCUCCCCUAAGAAACUCCACCAUUUGAAAAGUGCCAAUUGAAACAGCUAUCCCUCCGGACCUUCCUGGGAGAAAAAUCUCAAAACCCAUUGACUUUAAUCUUCGAUAAUCAUCUCUUCAUGUCAAUUCUGGAAUGUUUGAUUUGAUCCUCUGGCAAAAGAGAAGACAGCAUUCCCUGGUUUUCUGUUUUUUCAAACUUGAGAAGUGGAAAUCCCAUUUCUCUCUCUCUCUCUCUCUCUCUCUCGUGAAGCUGGCCCUGUCUCUCUCUUUCUCUUCCAAAAUCCCCACCUAAAACCUCCCGAGCUCGAUCAAAAAAGAACCCAUUUGUUUUUCUCUUUUUUUGGGUUUUCCCUGUUCACCAUUUUCACUGUUUGUUCUUCUUGGCCGUGUUUGACCCGUUUGAGCUCAUAGGCAGAGAGGAAAGAAGGGAUUUUUACUUUUGGGUUUCCCUCGAAUCUUGAUUUUGUUGUUUCCCAAUUCAGUACGGGAGCAGUAGUAUGUACAGAUCCGGUGCUGUGAUGGCUUGGAACGUGUUCAAAUUCUGCACGGCGCUUCGCGGUCUCGGCUCGAUCAUGAUCUUGCUCGUCUUGGGGGUUGUCGGCGUCACCUACUAUGCCGUCGUGUUGACCAAUUACGGCCCGAGCUUGUAUGAGGGCGGGGUCGACUCCCUCGUCGCUCUUGGUGUCUUGAUCUUGUUCCACUGUCUGUUGGUGAUGCUGCUCUGGAGUUAUUUUUCAGUCGUGUUGACGGACCCCGGGAGCGUUCCACCCAAUUGGAGGCUUUCUGUUGAUGAGGAGAGAGGAGACAGCGACCCAUUGAAUGGUUUGGACUUCAGCAUUUUGCAGUCUGAUACUUCUCACCCGAGAGUACGCUACUGUCGGAAGUGUAACCAGCCAAAACCGCCACGAUGCCAUCAUUGUUCUGUUUGUGGAAGGUGUAUACUUAAGAUGGAUCAUCACUGCGUGUGGGUGGUUAACUGUGUUGGUGCUUUGAAUUACAAAUAUUUCUUGCUUUUCUUGUUCUAUACAUUUCUGGAGACAAGUGUAGUUACUUUAUCAUUACUCCCACACUUCAUCGCAUUCUUUAAUGAUGGAGAGAUACCUGGAACACCUGGAACACUUGCGACGACUUUUCUUGCCUUCGUACUCAAUUUGGCUUUCGCAUUGAGCGUCCUGGGGUUCCUGGUCAUGCACAUUUCCUUGGUUGCUGGUAACACCACGACAAUAGAGGCGUAUGAAAAGAAGACAACUCCAAAAUGGCGUUAUGACCUUGGACGGAGAAAGAACUUUGAACAGGUGUUCGGGACAGAUAAACUCCACUGGUUCAUUCCAGCUUAUUCAGAAGAAGACAUGAGGCGGAUACCGGCGCUUCAGGGUCUCGAAUAUCCAUCGAGGCCCGGUUUCGACAGCGAAGAGUUCUAAAGAGAAUUCACCAGGCGCUCUUAGAGAGGUUGACUGAUUGACCCGAUAGACACGGAGGCAUUUUCACUAACUGUUUGUACCAAACAAGGAUGCACCUUACUCGGGGCUUCCUUUAUGCUGCUAUCGUGGCUCUCCUCCUCGUAGAAAUAGCUAUGAGAGAGAGAGGCAACGAGGUGACCGCCGAUCUCCGGGUUUCGUUUCCAUGGUCUUGGCUGUGAUGUAAUAUAUGCUUUGUUUAAGUUACGCAAGUGUAAUGUCGGAUGUCGGGAAACUUUUCCCUCUAUCGAUUUAACACAUUCAUCUUUGAA